AUGAUUGUUACACCGAUUCACCACUUGAUAUAUCUAAUAUUGUUGAUAACAAUAAUCAAUUUAACGCACCGUUCGUUGAGUUCAUCGACAUAUGAGAGAGGAGUCGAGUGGGGAGUAAUCGGUAGUCAAAAGGAUUGGAUUGUUUUGGAUUUGUUGCAGAAGUAUCACAAUGCGAGUGCUAUUUUGCAUUUCAUUGAACUGACACAUAAUAUAUCUAAUAUUAAUGCCAACACUUGUGUCAGACAGUCAUUACUAUCAUUGAAUUUUUCAGUCAAGUCUUCAUCGUAUCAAAAGUUUUCUCAUCAAUCGGAGUCGGCAUUGAAAACAGCAAACUUGUUGACCAACUUGUUUACAGUCAACGAAUCGCUUCCACCACUAGUUCUACACAAAGAGUUCUUCGAGUCCAUAGUUCGGGCCAAUGUUCAGACCGACCCCUAUAUGUUUGGGUCGGGCAUUGCCUUCAGUGCCAAUUCUUUUGCCAAUAACAAUGACUGGCAUUUUGCUCCCUAUGCCUACCGUAAUGUGACAAACAAGCAAAUAGUAUUGAGUGAUCUAACUAGAAGUUGGUCAUCGGUGGCCAAUCAUUAUAAUAUGCAAACAUUCAGAACAGAUAACUAUUCGCUGAGCGGCGACUGGUUUUGGGCCUUCGCUACCAAUCAUUACGGCCAGCAUUUACACGAAUGGCAUAACAAUCCCAACAAUGGAUUACUCAUGAAAUCAGAGUCCGGUAUUUGGACCACACUUUACUAUGACUGCCGGGUGACCAACACGUGGCUCAUCACACAUAUCGUGCCUUUCUUCGGCUCGUCGCUAACCGACACAACAAAACGUGAUCUCAAAGGAGUAGUUGUGGUCAGUAUAGACCUACUAAAGACAGACAUUAAUCAAUGUGCUGGCGAUGACUCGUUUUUCUCCGAUACGCAUAAGUGUCACAUCCAUACAACACAGUGUCACCCAAUAAAAGGCAUUGGUUUUCAUAGGGGUGCCUAUAUAUGUCAGUGCAAGGAUGGCUACUAUAUGCCCAAUAGAAAUAUUAGUAAUUUGGAUAACUCACCUGGCACAAAUUAUUUUAGAGGCAUAACAUUAGAGGAGGCGUUUGUCAACACAUUGACGGGUUCUCAGGACACCAAUGGUCUCGAUCCGCAUAAUUUUAUAUGUAUUCCCUGUGAAUCUGGAUGUGAGGACUGUAUUAACGACAGUCCCUGUUUCGUUCACUUCAAUCUAUUCAUACGAACCAUAACUCUGGGAAUACAGAGUUUUUGUGCGACCAUUACAUUCAUGAUUGGUAUCGCUAUUUGCAAACUAAGGCGUUAUAAGACAAUAGCUACUUCUCGUUGGGUUGUCUUAGAAAUGAUACUUUUCGGCGCUUUUAUGUUAUAUAUAACGGUGAUAAUACGUUACUAUGAAUCGACUCCAUUGACUUGUUUUCUGGAGCCCUGGUUUAGAGAAGUGGGAUUUGCUUUUUGUUACGGCGCUAUAGUCAUCAAAGUUUACCGAAUUUAUGCCGAAUUUCAGACCCGAAAAGCUCACAGAGUGUGUGUCCGCGACAAAGACUUAUUAAAAUAUUUAGGAGGAAUUGUUUUGGUUGUCACCGGCUAUAUGUCCGCCUGGACUGCACUCGUAUUGGACGGCAUUGACGACAUCAGUCAAAUCAAUUGGUUUGACGGAGCAAUCAAUUUGAAUGUAAAGGGAAGGAAUAUAUUAGAAGAAAAGACAACCAGCGAUGGUCUCCGAUAUAUCGUUUGUCGACAACUUUCAUGGGAUUACGUCACAGAAAUGGGGGAACUCAUAUUUUUAUUGACCGGAGUUUACAUCACUUAUUGUAUACGAAACGCUAGAAAAGAGAUCUAUAAAGAGAAGUGGACUCUCGCUCUGUCUAUUUAUUUGGAAACUAUAGUAUCGUUCACUACAUAUACAGUAAAACAUUUGCUAUGGUUUUAUCGGGAUCUCCAUCCCGACCACAUAUUCUUGCUUUAUAUGAUACGCUGUCAACUGACAGUAACUCCAAUGUUAAUAAUGAUAUUUUUACCAAAAUUUUGGUUUCACAGCCGCACGCGUAGAGCAGACCGUCACCGAUCGCGCCAUUUAUCAGCAGCUGAAGCACACGAUCCGGUACCCGAAGCCAUGAAAUUACAUUCAGCCAUACUAUCUAAUGGUGAGAUAGAUAUUGGAGACAUUAAUCUGGCAGACAUGGAUCCCGAGGAUAUCAGAUCUGAAUUGCGUCGAGUGUAUACUCAGCUCCAGGUGCUCAGGAAUAAGACGAUGCGUAAAGACAACCCCCACAUCAGUAAGCGAAGGGGCGGCAGAAAAACUCACCGACGCUUUUCAUUACAGCCUUUUCAUCACAAACACAAACAACACGAACAGGAAAUGACUGAAAUCUCAAGAACUCCAGAAGAGUCAACCGCUAGUCUGGAGGGCACCGGUAGCUGUCAACCGGACGGUCCAUCCACUGUCCGUAUUGACCCCGAGAGCUCUAAUAUUACCAAAUUAUCUCAUAUUAAUAGAAAUCAUUAAAAACUAAUUUAUUAAAUUAGUGAUUAAACAC
Oppia nitens is the source of this 2548-nucleotide messenger RNA. RefSeq names its product probable G-protein coupled receptor 158 (gene smog). Gene Ontology annotation, cellular component: membrane. The transcript has 10 exons. Gene Ontology annotation, molecular function: G protein-coupled receptor activity. The record is from RefSeq and is a predicted model, not a curated record. Gene Ontology annotation, biological process: G protein-coupled receptor signaling pathway. The coding region runs from base 1 to 2517 and encodes 838 amino acids. NCBI's taxonomy places the organism in Eukaryota, Metazoa, Arthropoda, Arachnida, Sarcoptiformes, Oppiidae.